AUGAGUUGCAGACAGUCCUCAUCCUACUACAGCCGCAGCAGCCUUGGUGGCGGCGGCGGUGGCGGUGGCAGCAGCAUGUCUUCCUGCAGUCGUUUCAGCUCCUCGGGGGGUGCCGGAGGAGGGGGCCGAUUCAGCUCUUCCAGUGGCUAUGGCGGGGGGAGCUCUCGUGUCUGUGGGAGGGGAGGCGGCAGCAGCUUUGGCUCCAUCUACGGCGGAGGAUCCGGGGGUGGGUUUAGUUCUAGUAGUUAUAGUUUAGGGGGUGGUUCCAGAGGUUUUGCUUCUGGUGGAUGCUUUGGUGGGUCUGGAGGCUUUGGGGGUGGCUUUGGUGGUGGUUCUGGAGGUGGCUUCGGCGGUGGUUCUGGAGGUGGCUUUGGCGGUGGUUUUGGUGGUGGGUCUGGAGGUUUUGGAGGUAGCUAUGGUGGGUCUGGGGGUGGCUAUGGUGGCAGUGAUGGUGGUAUUCUGACCACAAAUGAGAAGGCCACCAUGCAGGAACUCAAUUCCCGGCUGGCCUCCUACUUGGAUAAGGUGCAGUCUCUAGAGGAUGCUAACCGUAACCUGGAGAGUAAGAUUCAAGACUGGUAUCAAAACAAGGGGCCCAGUGUAUUCCAGAAGGACUACUCUGAUUACUACGACACUAUUGCUGAUCUCCAGAAACAGAAGGAGGAUACGACCGUAGACUAUAACAAAACUCUCUUGGAUGUUGACAACACUCGCAUGACACUAGAUGACUUCAGGCUAAAGUUUGAGAUGGAGCAAAACCUGCGGCAAGGGGUGGAAGCCGACAUCAACGGCCUGCGGCAGGUGCUGGACAACCUGACCAUGGAGAAGUCUGACGCAGAGAUGCAGUAUGAGAGCCUGCAGGAGGAGCUACAGGCCCUCAAGAAGAAUCAUCAGGAGGAAAUGAGCCAGCUGACUGGGCAGAACGAUGGGGAUGUGAACGUGGAGAUAAAUGUUGCUCCUGCCAAAGAUCUCACCCAGAUCCUCAAUAACAUGCGCAAGGAGUAUGAAGAUAUCAUUGCUAAGAACCGAAAGGAUAUCGAGCAACAAUAUGAGAGUCAGAUGACCCAGAUUGAGCAGCAAGUGUCAAGUGCUGGCCAGGAGGCGGAGUCCAACACCAAGGAGGUGACUCAGCUUCGGCAUAGUACCCAGGAAUUGGAGAUCGAGCUGCAGUCUCAGCUCAGCAAGAAAGCAGCCCUGGAGAAUUCCUUGGAAGAAACGAAGAAUCGCUACUGUGUCCAGCUGCAGCAGAUCCAGCAUCAGAUCAGUGAUCUGGAGGGCCAAAUCACUGAUACUCGGCAAGAGAUUGAGUGCCAGAAUCAGGAAUACGGCCUUCUGCUCAGCAUCAAGACACGGCUGGAGCAGGAAAUUAAGACCUACCGCAGCCUCCUUCAGGGUGGCCAGGAAGACUUUGACUCUUCUGGAGCUGAAAAAAUUGGCUUUGGAGGUGGCCAAGGAAGUCGAGGAGGAAGUGGAUCUUAUGGUGGAAGUGGAGGCAGUUCUGGAAGAGGAAGGGGGUCUGGAGGAGGCAGCUAUGGUGGAGGAAGUAGCUCUGGAGGAGGAAGAGGAGGUGGUUAUGGUGGUGGAGGAAGUGGCUCUGGAGGAGGAAGUGGAGGUGGUUAUGGUGGAGGAAGUGGCUCUGGAGGAGGAAGUGGAGGAAGCUAUGGUGGAGGAAGUAGCUCUGGAGGAGGAAGCCAUGGUGGAGGAAGCCAUGGUGGAGGAAGCUAUGGUGGAGGAAGUAGCUCUGGAGGAGGCAGCCAUGGUGGAGGAAGUAGCUCUGGAGGAGGAAGUGGAGGCAGCCAUGGUGGAGGAAGUGGUUCUGGAGGAGGAAGUGGAGGCAGCCAUGGUGGAGGAAGUGGUUCUGGAGGAGGAAGUGGAGGCAGCUAUGGUGGAGGAAGUGGUUCUGGAGGUGAAAGUGGAGGCAGCUAUGGAGGAGGAGGUGCAACCAAAGGUGGAAGUGGUGGAAGAUCGCCCUCUUCCUCAAGACCUGGUGACUAUGAUGAUACAAAAGGUUACCACAUGCGAUACUAG
Molecule: messenger RNA, 2028 nt
Organism: Otolemur garnettii (small-eared galago)
Lineage: Eukaryota; Metazoa; Chordata; Mammalia; Primates; Galagidae
Gene: KRT9
Product: keratin 9
Exons: 8
Coding region: 1-2028 (675 amino acids)
Cellular component (GO): keratin filament
Molecular function (GO): structural molecule activity
Source: RefSeq, a predicted model, not a curated record